CGUCUGACCCACCCGGCUCGGAGGUGCGUGAGCUGACGGCGUAUGCGAGAAGAAAAAGUGCGAUCCUUGUGAUGUGCUGUGAUGCCAAUGCUCAUCAUUGCCAAUGGGUCAGCAAGGACAUCAACAAAAGAGUUUUGUUCCAACGAUCUGACAAUAUUUCUCCAAACAAGAUGGAAGUUGAAUCUUUAUAUUCAAAAUAUGCAGGCCGAGUGCCACCUUUGGAUUUGUCAGAGGUUAAUUCGAUUUGCUCGACAGAUUCAGAUUUAGAUGAGAUGUGGUCUUCAAAGACAAAAUUUAUUACAUUACCAGCUCAUCAUUUAAGAAGAAAUUGCAACAAUAAUCAUCCAUACUAUGACCUACAUCGAAAGCAAUAUUAUAAUAUGCAAAGACACCUGCCAAAAAUACAAACUUUACAAGUACUGACAUUCUGAGUGGUAUGUCAAACUAUGAUGAUCAUCUGCCUUUAGAUCCACGCGACUGGACAAGAACUGAUGUGCAGAAGUGGCUUAUUUCUAUGGCAGUUUCGGAGGGACUGGAAGUUACUUCAGAAUUGACACACAAAUUUCCAAUCAACGGAAAGGCCUUAUGUUUAAUGAGUUUGGACAUGUAAUUAAGUCGUGUACCUAUAAGCGG
Lucilia sericata (common green bottle fly) is the source of this 633-nucleotide messenger RNA. RefSeq lists its product as uncharacterized. The record is from RefSeq and is a predicted model, not a curated record. Lineage: Eukaryota; Metazoa; Arthropoda; Insecta; Diptera; Calliphoridae. Bases 72 to 431 code for a protein of 119 amino acids. The transcript is spliced from 2 exons.